Messenger RNA from Priapulus caudatus, 3347 nucleotides. Its product is annotated as DNA helicase MCM8-like. Gene Ontology annotation, cellular component: MCM complex; nucleus. Gene Ontology annotation, molecular function: ATP hydrolysis activity; single-stranded DNA binding; ATP binding. The record is from RefSeq and is a predicted model, not a curated record. The transcript is spliced from 8 exons. Lineage: Eukaryota; Metazoa; Priapulida; Priapulimorpha; Priapulimorphida; Priapulidae. The coding region runs from base 102 to 2771 and encodes 889 amino acids.
AGUAGUUUGCUUUAUAUAUAGGCACGGAUCUGCACAUCCAAAAAGUGUACAUGGAUUAAUUUCCCGCAAUGAUCGCUUAUCUGCAAGUAAGGAUAUAGUGAAUGAGUGUUUUUAUUUCAAUGAUAAAUAUGAAUAUGGCACAAAGUGGAUCAGGCUCAUAUCCUGUUAGACGUGGGGCACACAGUGGAGAAUACCGAGGUGUGUGGAAAGGGAGAGGUUCAUGGCGCGGCAAAUCGAACAGGGGUCGUGGAGGAGGCUGGCAAGGUGGCAGCACAUAUCAAAACAACAAGCCUCCCUUAAAGGAAAACAAUGUGGCUUCACAAAGCUAUUAUUCUCAUCAUGGCAGCAGAAAUCCACCGAUGCGUCAAAGCACACUCGGCACUUCUUCACCCUAUAUGGGCUGGGCGCUCUACUUUCCUAACGAACCUUACUUGGAGGCGUCAUCAACUGUAAACAUGCUGCAUGUCUUUGAAAAGUAUUUCCUCGCCUAUAAGACCAUUUACAACAGAGAGGCUAUAGAGCGGAAACAGUCGUUUGAGGUUGACCUUAAAGAGUUGCUUGGCAACAAGGAUGUACUGGAGGCACUGCCAAACCUAGGGGAAAACAUCCGAAAUGAUCCGGAGGUCGUUCUAGGGUGUCUCGGACUGGCCAUGCACCAGAUGUUGACCGUCGAGGCUGAGCAGCAUAUAGAGAGGCAGCGAAAAGAUAUGCUAAUGGAAAGGCAACAGAAGGAGCAGCGUGCAGAGAGGGAACCGGAGGCGAUGCUAGCAGACGAGCGACCCGCGGGCGACCCGGGGGUGCCGACCCCGCAACCGAUCCCCGUCGUGCGCGCGCGCCUCACCAAGUUCGAGCCGGCGACGGCGCUGCGCAAUCUGCGCGCGAGCUCGUGCGGCAAGCUGGUGAGCGUGCGCGGCACGCUGGUGCGCGUCGGCAACGUGAAGCCGCUCUGCCGCAGCAUGGCGUUCUCCUGCAACGCGUGCGGCGCCGAACAGACGCUCGCGCUGCCCGACGGCCGCUACGCGCUGCCGACGCGCUGCGCGGACGACGACUGCAGGGGGCGCUCGUUCACGCCGCUGCGCGGCUCGCGCCGCACGACGAUGAUCGACUGGCAGAUGGUGCGUCUCCAGGAGGUGCUCGGCGGCGGGCAGGCCGAGGCGGGCCGCGUGCCCCGCACGGUCGAGUGCGAGCUGACCGACGACCUCGUCGACACGUGCGCGCCGGGCGACACCGUCACCGUGUGCGGGGUCGUCAAGGUUGCGAACGCCGAGUCCGGCGGCGGCGGCGCGGCGGCUGGCCGCGACAAGUGCACGUUUCUCCUGUACGUGCGCGCGAAUUCGGUGAUGAGCGAGCGCUGCGGGCGCGCGGAGGGAGGCGGCGGUGUCGCGAUGGAGUUCUCGCUGCGAGAGCUGUACGGCGUGCGCGAGAUCCAGGCCGAGCCGCAGCUGUUCCGGCUCGUCGUCAACUCGCUCUGCCCGGCGAUCUACGGCCACGAGAUGGUCAAGGCGGGCCUCGUGCUCGGGCUGUUCGGCGGCACGCAGAAGUACGUCGACGACAAGAACCGCAUUCCCGUGCGCGGCGACCCGCACAUCCUGACGGUCGGCGACCCGGGACUCGGCAAGUCGCAGAUGCUGCAGGCGGUGGCCAGCGCAGCGCCGCGCGGCGUGUACGUGUGCGGCAACACUACCACGACCUCAGGGCUCACAGUGACAUUGUGUAAAGAAGGUGCAUCAGGUGAUUAUGCGCUGGAGGCAGGGGCGCUGGUGCUGGCUGACCAAGGCUGCUGCUGUAUUGAUGAGUUUGACAAAAUGGCAAGUCAGCACCAGGCUUUACUUGAGGCUAUGGAGCAGCAGAGCAUCAGCAUUGCAAAGGCUGGCGUCGUGUGCAGCCUGCCCGCUCGCACUUCCAUCAUUGCUGCGGCUAACCCCGUCGGCGGCCACUACAACAAGGCCAAGACCGUCUCCGAGAACCUGAAGAUGAACGGAGCUCUGCUAUCCAGAUUUGAUCUAGUUUUCAUUCUGAUGGACAAGCCUGAUGAGGAUCUAGACUGUAAGCUGUCAGAACAUGUGAUGGCUCUCCACGGAGGAAAGAAGAGGGUGAAAAUAGAGCCACAGACUCCGACUACUUCACAGGCUACUGAAAUGGACGAGAGCAGGCUUCUUUGGGAGGCAGAGAAACCAUUGAGCGAAAGCCUUAAAUAUCAAGUUAGAGAGAAGUGUGACCCGAUUCCUGUACAGCUACUUCGGAAGUACAUCGGCUACGCGCGCAAGUACGUGCACCCGACGAUCUCCCCGGACGCCGCCAAGGUGCUGCAGGAGUUCUACCUGGAGCUGCGGCGGCGCCACCAGUCGCACGACACGACGCCGAUCACGACACGGCAGCUCGAGUCGCUCAUCCGGCUGACGGAGGCGCGCGCUCGGCUGGAGCUGCGCGAGGUCGCGGACGCGCACGACGCCGCCGACGUCAUCGCCAUCAUGAAGCACAGCAUGCACGCGACGUUCUCCGACGAGCUCGGCUGCCUAGACUUCCGCCGCUCGCAGCACGGCUCCGGGAUGAGCGAGAGGGCGCCGGCGAAGCGGAUGGUCGCCGCGCUGACGAGCGUCGCCGAGCGCACGUGCAACUCGAUGUUCACCGUGCAGCAGAUGCGCGAGAUCGCGGCGGAGAGCGGCGUGCGAGUGCGGAACUUCGAGGAUUUCGUCGCUGCGCUCAAUAACCAGGGCUUCCUGCUGAAGAAGGGACCGAGGGCCUACCAGCUGCAGACAACCGGCUUUUAAUGCUUCGUCUGACCUUUAGAUUCGACCUGCCAGUACCUAUGUUAGCUAUACUAAGUGCUAAUACUUAGUCUCUGCUCAUAAGUCCAUCCUUAACGGUUUAGACUUUUCCGUGGCAAACCCCAUUCAAAAUCAUGCAGAUUAUGAGUCUGUAAACUUUGGAAGUAGCAUGUGUUGAUGAACUGCAUUUUGCAUUGCCCUACCAUCUGUAUUGAAAAUACUGUUUUUUGUCUUCACUUCAUUUCACCUCUGAAAUUAUUGGCAUAGUGAUUACAAGUGAGCAACCCUUCUAGGUUGCCCACAUUUCUUUUCUAAUUUAUAUGAUGUUGUGUUAUACUGUGUUACAAUGUACAGUCACUUGCUGCGACCUGGCUCUAAUGGCCAUUCAAGUUUAGUUAUCCUUUUGCAACUGCAGAGAAAUUGUUGUUGCUUGUACAUAUUGUAUCAUUUAUAGUAAUAGCUUCAUUCAAGCAUAUGUAUAAUAUGUAAACUUUCACAUGUAUAGUAAUUAUGGUAUUUUGUAACCACAUUUCUAAAAAAAAAAAAAUUCAUUCUUUGGGCUCUAUUUAUAUCAAUGAA